Molecule: messenger RNA, 520 nt
Organism: Cuscuta europaea
Lineage: Eukaryota; Viridiplantae; Streptophyta; Magnoliopsida; Solanales; Convolvulaceae
Source: the annotation of a GenBank genome assembly
ACACAAGUAAUAGCGAUCCUUGCAUUGAUGAGAAGCUAGACACGUACAUGAACAACCCACAAGUUCAAAGAGCUUUACAUGCCAAUUCCACCGGCUUGCCAUAUUCAUGGAACAUGUAUUGUGAAGGGGGUACCGAUUAUAAGCACUUAGAAAUGUAUGCUAAUGACGUCAUACCCACUGUGUCAGCACUUCUGAAGAGGCAUAUCCGAGUUAUGCUUUACAGUGGAGAUCAAGAUUUAAUGGUAGCUGUUACACAGACCAGGAAAAUAGCGAGCAAGAUUGCAAGAGACUUGAAGCUCAACACUUUGCACAACAAUAGGCCUUGGUACAAUGGCAAGCAGAUUGGAGGGUGGAGCCAAACAUAUGGAAGAUUGAAGAAAGGUAAAACAGUAAUACAAUUAACGUUUGCAACAGUAAAAGGUGGAGCAAAUUUUGUGCCAUAUUCAUCUCCCUCCGAGGCUCUUAUACUUUUCAAGGCAUUUCUCAAGGGAUCUCCACCACCCACCAGACCUAGCUAGCU